AAAAGCACCUGAACGCAACACGGUAUGCGCCAAAUUAGCGUUUGUUUAGACAGAGGCAACUUUAGAUAUCCGGACUUAGAUGUUUGUGUCAAACUUUUGCUGAAAUUUGGCAGCAUUAUUAUUUAAAGAAGAGCUAUGUUUCGGUCUAAAACAGCCUGGUUUUCAAGUACUGUACCAAAGGAUUACCUUAACUUUUGGGUAGAGGAGGGUGGAACUGUUACGGGGUGGAGGAAAGCAGAUUACCUCUUCAGUGCAGAUGCAACAUGUCCCGACACGCUGAGGAUAUUUGACAGCAAAGACUACAUCUGGAACAAGGUGACAGUUUUUCACUGUCUGUUUCUGUCCACCUGUGAGAAGAGGCAAAGUGUGAAAUCGGUGUGCAUCGGACAUUAUGUGCUGCCUCCAGCCUCUGUACAGGACGAGGUGAGAAAGGUAGCUGGGAGGUUGAUUUGGGAGCGUGACGAUGAACAGGCAUCUGUGCAGGAGGAGAGUUUGACAGAAGAUGACCACGAAGAAGAAGGGAGGAGGAGAAUGGAAUCUGAGACGAACUCGUCAAGAAGUGAAUCUCCUCUGUGCGAUCAUUUAAGGAGCUCAGUUUGUUCAUAUGUCAACAUGGMUAGUCUCCAGAAGUAUUCUGGUGAUUUGUGUGAUGUGCAUCCUGGGAAAAUUUGAUGUUCAAAUUUUAAAGAAUACUUCUUUUUGACAUGGUCAUAAAAAAGUACCGGACAAUAAUCACUGCAACUUUGCUGAAAGCAAUUUUUAUAUUUUAUUUGGUGGAGAACCUUUGUCUUUCAUUUUGUUGUAUAAGGUCAAAAUGUUAAGUUAAUAUAACUUGAAAUAUUGUGUGUAUUGCCUGUUUUCUUACUAUUAUUUUUAUAGAUUAAGUUUAAAAUAUUAGCAUUUUAUUGUUUCUUAUACAUUAGAGUCAAAUAUGUGUUAAAAUUAGAUUUUUUAAUGGAUAUUGGGACAAAUGCCACAUCAGACCAUAUUUUUCUUUAAUUAAAAAAAUUCU
Austrofundulus limnaeus is the source of this 1012-nucleotide messenger RNA. RefSeq names its product telomere repeat binding bouquet formation protein 2 (gene terb2). Lineage: Eukaryota; Metazoa; Chordata; Actinopteri; Cyprinodontiformes; Rivulidae. Gene Ontology annotation, biological process: meiotic attachment of telomere to nuclear envelope; homologous chromosome pairing at meiosis. Bases 136 to 672 code for a protein of 178 amino acids. The record is from RefSeq and is a predicted model, not a curated record. Gene Ontology annotation, cellular component: nuclear inner membrane. The transcript has 7 exons.